Messenger RNA from Medicago truncatula (barrel medic), 1744 nucleotides. RefSeq names its product probable 2-oxoglutarate-dependent dioxygenase At5g05600. The transcript has 3 exons. The record is from RefSeq and is a predicted model, not a curated record. NCBI's taxonomy places the organism in Eukaryota, Viridiplantae, Streptophyta, Magnoliopsida, Fabales, Fabaceae. The coding region runs from base 335 to 1414 and encodes 359 amino acids.
CAAACUGAGUCAUAGCACACAUUUUAGGACAUAGAUUUAUAGGUGUCAGAAAAUCUUGUAUUCACACAAUCGACACAUAAAACAUCGUUUGAUUAAUAUCAAACAUUCUAUAUAUUAUACCUGAUUCAGUAAGUUAUGUAUAUUUUAUCAUAUAAAACACCUGAUUCAGAUCAGUGAUCGAGAUUGUCAACUACCAAAAUGGAUUAAUGUCUAUAUAAUCCAUUUUUCACUAUAUAUUGAUACAUGAAGCAUAUUUAACAUCAACCUUAGAAAGCAAACCCACAUAAAACAAGAAGCCAGUGGUAGCUAACUUUAGCAAACCUAGCUAUUAGCAAUGUUGAAGAGCCACAAAGAUUGGCCAGAGCCCAUAAUCCGAGUUCAAUCAUUGUCUGAAGGAUGUAAAGAUUCAAUCCCUGAUAGGUAUAUCAAGCCUCCAACUGAUAGGCCAAUUGUAGACACUUCUUCUUAUGAUGAUAUCAAUAUUCCAAUCAUAGACCUUGGAGGGUUAAAUGGUGAUGACCUUGAUGUUCAUGCUUCAAUCCUUAAGCAAAUUUCUGAUGCUUGUCGUGAUUGGGGUUUCUUCCAAAUUGUAAACCAUGGAGUGAGUCCUGAUUUGAUGGACAAAGCUAGGGAAACUUGGCGUCAAUUCUUUCACUUGCCUAUGGAGGCUAAGCAACAAUAUGCAAACUCUCCAACAACUUAUGAAGGGUAUGGAAGUAGACUUGGUGUUGAGAAAGGGGCUAUUCUUGAUUGGAGUGAUUACUACUUUUUGCACUACCUUCCUGUUUCAGUCAAGGACUGCAACAAAUGGCCUGCUUCUCCACAAUCUUGCAGGGAAGUGUUUGAUGAGUAUGGGAAAGAGCUAGUGAAACUAAGUGGAAGAUUAAUGAAGGCUUUGUCAUUAAACCUUGGAUUAGAAGAAAAAAUUCUUCAAAAUGCAUUUGGGGGUGAAGAGAUAGGAGCAUGCAUGAGAGUGAAUUUUUAUCCAAAGUGUCCAAGGCCAGAAUUGACAUUAGGUCUAUCAUCACACUCAGACCCAGGAGGUAUGACUAUGUUGCUUCCAGAUGACCAAGUGGCUGGUCUUCAAGUUCGAAAAUUUGAUAAUUGGAUUACGGUCAACCCUGCUAGACAUGGCUUCAUAGUCAACAUUGGUGACCAAAUACAGGUUCUAAGCAAUGCAACAUACAAGAGUGUGGAGCACAGAGUGAUAGUGAAUUCAGAUCAAGAGAGACUUUCUCUUGCAUUUUUCUAUAACCCAAGAAGUGAUAUACCCAUUGAGCCAUUAAAACAGCUUAUCACACCUGAAAGACCUGCACUCUACCCAGCAAUGACCUUUGAUGAGUACAGACUCUUCAUUAGAAUGAGGGGACCUUGUGGCAAAUCUCAAGUUGAAUCUAUGAAGUCUUCAAAAUAAUAUUCAUCAUGCUCUAGGGUCAUUCUAUAUUAUAUAUAUCUAUCUAUAUUCAUAAAAUUGCACAUUAAUUAUGAGCCAUAGAGUAAAAAAUAAAUAUUUAUUGAUAUAUACUGGGAAAAGUUGUUUUCUUUUUAGGUUUGAAAUUAAUAAUGUUGAAUGGAUCCCACAAAGAUUCUUCAUUUUCUAGCUAGGUGAGUAUUAUAUUUUGUCAUUGUCUCCCACUUCCCAACAGAGGAUUUGUGGUGAUGAUGAAAUACACCAUAAGUUUUCAUUGUAUUGUACUACAAAACUAAUUAUUGAAUUUCACUCUUUUCCUUUCCCACUUGUUUA